CGACACGAACUCUUUGUCGUCGUACCUCGCCGACAGGGGAACUGGGUGGCCUGAUCUCUGCUGCCUGCCAUGAUGGUCUGCGCAAGAUGGAUUCUUCCGACUACUUGUCUGGCGCAUCGGAGAUCGGUUCCCUGACUGCUCAUUCCAACGACGAGAGCCGCUUUGUGGGCAGCUCCAGCGGCGUCUUCUUUAUCAACACCGUGCGACAAGCUUUUUCGAAGAACCUAGGCCCCUUGGAUGAUGGCUCAUCGGCGCGAGACUUCCCUGCCGCAGAAGACACGAUUGUGGGCAGCGAGGAUUCGCCUCAGGACAACGGCAAGCCACAGGUAGCGUCCAGCGCGCCCUCCCCGUCCAUUACCGGCGACAACGACUCGGCUGCUACGCGAUGGCACUACGAUCCGGCCAUAGCGGCGAUAGUGGGCAGUCCGCCGCCACUCAAGACGGCCAAGGAGUUGAUGAUGAUGUAUUUCAAAGUGUGGCAUCCCCUAUUUCCGUUUCUACACGGACCGACCUUCUUGCAGGCGAUGGAACUGCUCUAUGCGAACGGGGAAGGUCACGGCCCCGGUCCUGUGCAUACCUCCGCCGCGUCAGAACACAGGAACGCAUGUUGGACGACGAUCUUCCAGUGUAUCUUCAAUAUGGCGAGUCUGCUGCGGUCGGAUGUUCGCCUGCCCGAGCAAUCGAAGAUCAAAUCCCCCGCUAGCAUCCAGCUCCUGCUCGGCACCUUGACAAGCCGACAUGACGUACAUUCUCUGCAAGCGCUGCUAGCCGCCCAGCUUUAUCUUGUGGCGACCAUGGCUCUUCGCCCAGCUUCCACCGUAGGCGGAUGCAUCUUGCGGUCGAUGCUACAUGGCGGGCUCCAUCGCUGCCCGUUUCGCUACAAACAACUCUCCUCACACGACCGCCACCUGCGAAAACGUAUCUUUUGGUGUGCAUACGCUAUUGAUCGCUACUUGAGCCAGGCGUUGGGUUUGCCAUUAGGCAUCCAAGACUCCGACAUCGAUGUGUGUCAGCCGGGGAUUCCGGAGACGCACGUUCCUGGGUCCCACAAACGAAGGACCCUCUCCAUCCAGUCGCCGAAAGGAUUGACAUCGAUCCCAGAAGCAUCCAGCCCCGAAACACCUCUUUCCGAGAGUAUGAGCCAGGCUGAAUCCAGAAACGAGGACAGUCACGAUCCUGCCUCGAUGGGCGAGACAGAGAGCAAUGAGAUGUCGGAACAGCAACGGAAACGAGAAGCCACAUUGGCCAGCUACGUGGAAUCCGGCAAGUUGACCGGCAGGGCGCUCGAGCUGUUCCAUAAAUCAAUACACACCCGCACCAUUCGACGGGAAAGUGUCCUCUUCCUUAUCUCCGACGUGCACAAAUGGUGGAACGGUCUUCCGCCAGAGCUGCAAGGCAGUCCUGCCAAAAUGAACCGAGGCAUCAGAUGGUGCCCCGCCGAGAAUGCGUUCAACUUCGGUCCCUACUUCACCGUCCUCUAUCACCACCUCAUCCUCCUCAUAAACCGGCCCACGCUGGCUCUCAGCACCGUCUCUGCGGAUUUCAGCUCGGGGUUGCAAACAUGCAUCAACGCCGCGCGGGGGAUUCUCUCCGCUCUCCGCGUGCAGUAUGAAAGUGACCAGGCGUUUUUCUGGCCGGGCUUCUUGUCCGCUGCGUGGAUGUCGGGACUCGUCCUUGCGUUUGCGUGUCAAUUAGGGCAAUAUGUCCCCUCGAAAGGCUCGCAAGAAAUCAACGAAUGUUUAAAGUUCCUCAAGGUCAUGUCCCAGCAAUGGGAAACGGCCAAGCACUGCUACUCGGCGCUAUCGUCGCUGAACAACAAAAUCAAGCAGCAGCGGCCUAACGAUAUGCCCUCUCGGCCGGCAGGCCCAUUAGAGAUGCAAAAGGCAGACACACAGCAGCCCGGCAGCGACGCAGACGAAGUUGCACACAAGAAACGCAAGCUGAGCGCAUUCUACUCGCCACCUCUGAGGUCGACGACCAUGCCGCCUCCUUUGACGCAGGGACCCCCUGGUCCGCUCCAGACCCCCUCCCUCGCUGCCCCGGGCCUUCAGAGCCCCGGCGAGAUGGUAAUCAGUCCCCAUCUGGCUGGAAUGGGAGGAGUAGAGGGAGACCUAGGCGGCCUCCCCUCAUCAUCAUCAUCAUCUUCACGGACGGGUCAACAGCCCACAACCGUAUUUCUGGACGAGUCGAUGACAUCUCUCGACGCCCGACCCUUUUCCGAGCCUGGCGGCGUCAUCCUUGAUUUCAACCAGAUGUUGCAUGGCGUCAAUCUCGAUCCGUUCUUCGACCAGUAUCCUCUGAGUUUCUAAACCUGGAUGGAUCUGGACAAAACUCGUGAAACUCGUGCACACAUGUAACCAUGGUAUAUACUGGGGAUGGGUCGGAUAUAAAUAUCCAAUACUAAUUAUUCAUUCGGGUCUUGACUUCAUUUUCUCCGCCUGUUAUCCAUCUCUCAUGCAAACGUAGCUUUAGACCUAUUGAAGGAAUUUCACCCGUUAACAUUA
This is a messenger RNA of Penicilliopsis zonata CBS 506.65, 2504 nucleotides long. RefSeq lists its product as hypothetical. The transcript is spliced from 2 exons. The record is from RefSeq and is a predicted model, not a curated record. The coding region runs from base 87 to 2309 and encodes 740 amino acids. Lineage: Eukaryota; Fungi; Ascomycota; Eurotiomycetes; Eurotiales; Aspergillaceae. Gene Ontology annotation, biological process: DNA-templated transcription. Gene Ontology annotation, molecular function: DNA binding; zinc ion binding.